AAAUUGGUCCGUGCGGGCGCCCGAAUUUCUGCCUUCCAAGGGCGUUCCCGUCACGCCGUCUCGCAGCUCCCCUCACUGCGUUCCAGAAUUCCGGGCGAUAUAUCCCGUGCUUCCCAUCCAAAGGCUCGACUUGCGUGGCGCUCAUUGCAUCGCACCCUGGCUCAGGAGUGCAACCGAACCGUUGCCAGCUGGCACCAUUUUCCUUUGUCUCGUUAUCUAGUCUGCCCACGGCUUCUGGCGGCAGCCGACGACCUGGCCCUUCUGACAUCCGAACCAUUGGAGAAAACCCCAUAUUGAUCGAAGUUCCAUAACAACUGCCAACAUGUCGCUAUGCCAAAAUCGUCUGCAGGAGGAGCGCAAGCAGUGGCGCAAGGACCAUCCGUUUGGCUUCUAUGCGCGACCGCAGAAGAAUGCCCAGGGCGUGCUUGACCUCAAGGUCUGGGAGUGUGGUAUCCCGGGCAAAGAGAAGACCAUGUGGGAAGGCGGCCUGUUCAAGCUGGUGGUGACAUUUCCCGACGAGUAUCCCACGAAACCCCCCAAGUGCAAGUUUACGCCGCCUCUCUUCCACCCCAACGUCUACCCAUCCGGCACCGUCUGUUUGUCGAUUCUGAACGAAGAAGAGGCGUGGAAGCCCGCGAUUACCAUCAAGCAGAUCCUGCUUGGCGUCCAGGACCUCCUCAACGACCCCAACCCAGAAUCUCCCGCUCAGGCCGAGGCAUACAACAUGUACAAGAAAGACAGAGUGCAGUACGAGAGGCGCAUCAGGCAGAUUGUGCGGGAGAAUGCCGCGCCAUGAAAGGGUCUUGCAGGACUACGUCUUGCGCACGGCCGAAGGGAUAGAACCGGGUAUGGAAUUCUGAUUACGGAGUUAUGGGAUACCAAUGGCGGUGGGCGAUUACAGCAUUUGGAGUUCAGACGGCACGA
Messenger RNA from Thermothelomyces thermophilus ATCC 42464, 924 nucleotides. RefSeq lists its product as uncharacterized. Gene Ontology annotation, biological process: protein sumoylation. The record is from RefSeq and is a predicted model, not a curated record. NCBI's taxonomy places the organism in Eukaryota, Fungi, Ascomycota, Sordariomycetes, Sordariales, Chaetomiaceae. Bases 323 to 796 code for a protein of 157 amino acids. Gene Ontology annotation, cellular component: nucleus. The transcript is spliced from 4 exons. Gene Ontology annotation, molecular function: SUMO conjugating enzyme activity.